AGCAUCCCAGAGACCCUCCUCCCAGCUCAGAGGAGCCAGAAGAGGCUCCACAGUGCCGAGCAGCAGGUGCUGGAGGAGGCAGCCUGAGCCACUCUCCAGAGGACCCUGGGAGUGGGGUGUAGCCGUGUUGGAAACUUCUUCAUUGCGAAAUCACAGUCACUGAGGAGAGUCUGAACUCUGACACAAAGCAAGGUGCUAAUUAAACACUGCAACACUUCUGCUCCAGCAUGGAAAAGCAAGUGCUGUACAAGUGAAACAGCAGCCACCCCUCAAGCUCUCCAAGGGCUGGGAAUAGCUGACGAGGCACAAAGCUGCUUCUUCGCCCUCCUUGUUCCUGCCAGCCCCAAGAAGGACUCUUGCUGCAAACAGCUGAACUGGAGCCACUUCCCCAGCAGAGAAAUGCCAAAGCUCACCAGGAUGCUCUCAGAGAGAGGAGUUCCUUGACUUAUGUAGGGAGUUAGAAUUCUCUUGUUUGCUUUGUUCAUGGAGACUUGUGUGUCUUUCAAUCUUUCCUUCCCUCCCCCAUCACUGUUGAAGUCUCAGCUGUGUAAUGGUGGGGAACAGGAGAGAGAAGGUAGAUGGGUCCAUGCUGCCCCUCAACCCACUCUUUGGAAAUAACCCACUUCUAAUGAGAGAGAAGCUGCUUCUCACUGGGAAAAAGCAAAACCUCUCUCCCUUCUGGGUUAGUGAGGCUUUCAAUGACAGCUGAGGGUAGUCUGUGACCAGCAGGCAUGGGAAACAGCUCUCUCUGGGAUCAUCUGAACAGCAGCUGCAGCAAUGCAGGCAACAGCUGCUACCUGGACAACAGCAUGAGGUUCAACUUGACCUUCCAAGAGCAAGCAGCAGAUUUCUACGUUGUCCUCCCAGUGAUUUACUCUGUCAUCUGUGCUGUUGGGCUCACAGGCAACACUGCUGUCAUCUAUGUGAUCCUCAAGGCUCCCAAGAUGAAGACUGUGACCAACAUGUUCAUCCUGAACCUCGCCAUAGCUGACGACUUGUUCACUCUUGUCUUGCCCAUUAAUAUUGCUGAACACCUCCUCCACUACUGGCCCUUUGGGGAAGUUCUCUGCAAGGUCAUCUUGUCCAUAGACCACUACAAUAUCUUCUCCAGCAUUUAUUUCCUGACAGUGAUGAGCAUAGACAGGUACCUGGUGGUACUGGCCACGGUCAGGUCCAAGAGGAUGCCACACCGUACAUACCGAGCAGCCAGGAUCGUCAGCUUGUGCAUCUGGAUCCUCGUCACCAUCAUAGUUCUCCCUUUCAUCAUCUUUGCCAAUGUCUACAUAGAUGACCUGGAGAUCAAGAGUUGUGGGCUCAAUUUCCCCAAGCCUGAAAGGUUUUGGUUCAAAGCCAGCAGGAUCUAUACUCUCAUCCUUGGCUUUGCCAUCCCCGUGUCCACCAUCUGCAUCCUCUACGCCAUCAUGCUUUACAAGCUGAGGAACAUGCACUUGAACUCUAAUGCUAAAGCCUUGGACAAAGCCAAGAAGAAAGUCACCAUUAUGGUCUUCAUAGUCCUGGCUGUGUGUCUCUUCUGUUGGACCCCUUUCCACUUGGCCACCAUUGUGGCUUUGACCACUGACUUACCCCAGACCCCCAUGGUCAUUGGCAUCUCCUACUUCAUCACCAGCCUCAGCUAUGCCAACUCCUGCCUGAACCCCUUCCUGUAUGCCUUCCUGGAUGACAGCUUCAGGAAGAGCUUCAGGAAGAUGCUGGAAUGCAGAACAUCCUGAGCAGAGGCUUGGGGCUCACAGAACCCUUCCUUCCCAAGGCUUUGCAGGGGCAACUUUGCAGACUGAAGGGGUGACUAACGCCUGCACAAUGUUCUUUCCUUUCCAUGUAGUGUAUGUGUCUGCUUUUCAUCAUUCACAUGUUUUGUUGUGCUUACCUGCAGCUCUCCCUGCUCCUCUGCUCCUUGUCCAAGUUGCAUUUCUGUAGUCUUAUUUUCAACUACACAUUGAAGCAUUAAGGGUAGCAAACUUCCUCCUCAGAGGGCUGUUUCUCCCACAGAGUGGUCCUUUAUUGCCACCUGCUGUACAGCACAGACAAGCCUGAGACCAGCUCUCAGCCUAAGGUGAUGCUCAGCUCUGAAUUGCUGUUCUUUGGAGGAUUGGUUCAUGGAGCAGAGCUAAGGAGCACUUUCCAUGAGUGUCAAUAAAACAGAGGAUACAAAAUGAGUGUUUGGAAGAGAAAACAAACCCUUUUCACCUCCAUGUAUGUGCAGAUGUGUGUUAAAGCUUUGUUCUUGAUUUGGAGGGACAUCUAUUUUCCACCCCCACUCUCCCUUUUUUCCUGAGCUGUUAAAACGAGUGAAAUUUAAACCAAAAGCAACAUUUCAGCCUCCAAUACAGUGUUAAACAACACAGCAUACAAACACUACAGCAACUGUGUGAGUUUGUGGUAGGAAUUCUUAACUAGUUGAUUUUCUUCACUAAUUGUUCCUGUUCAGUGUCAAACAUAUUUGAGAGUGCUUAACAAAAUAAACCU
This is a messenger RNA of Colius striatus (speckled mousebird), 2484 nucleotides long. It is a transcript of the gene NPBWR2, whose product is annotated as neuropeptides B and W receptor 2. The transcript has 2 exons. Gene Ontology annotation, biological process: neuropeptide signaling pathway. Gene Ontology annotation, cellular component: membrane; neuron projection. Bases 732 to 1730 code for a protein of 332 amino acids. The record is from RefSeq and is a predicted model, not a curated record. NCBI's taxonomy places the organism in Eukaryota, Metazoa, Chordata, Aves, Coliiformes, Coliidae. Gene Ontology annotation, molecular function: neuropeptide binding; neuropeptide receptor activity.